This is a messenger RNA of Drosophila navojoa, 5103 nucleotides long. Its product is annotated as cell adhesion molecule Dscam2. Gene Ontology annotation, molecular function: protein binding. The record is from RefSeq and is a predicted model, not a curated record. Lineage: Eukaryota; Metazoa; Arthropoda; Insecta; Diptera; Drosophilidae. Gene Ontology annotation, biological process: cell-cell adhesion.
AUCUUUCAGAAUGAUCGUCUUAUGAUAGGACAAUAUGUGACCACAUUUGGUGACGUUAUUAGCCACGUCAAUAUAUCAGCUGUUAAAUCAGAGGACGGAGGAGAAUAUGAGUGUAAGGCGACUUCUAGGGCUGGUGCUGUUGCGCAUUCUGCAAGAUUAAAUAUAUAUGGUAUGCCGUAUGUAAGACAUAUGCCAAAAAUAUCAGCUGUCGCUGGAAAAGUUUUUACUUUAAAAUGCCCUGUUGCUGGAUAUCCAAUAGAAAAUGUGUUUAUAGAAAAAGAUGGUAUUAGAUUGCCAAUCAACAUGUGACAGCGGGUCCAAAACGGAACUCUUGUGAUAGAUAAUGUACAACGAGCUUCCGAUCAGGGUACAUACACAUGUAUAGCACGCAAUAAGCACAACUAUACUGCGCAGCGAUCUGUAGAUGUUAAAGUAUUGGUGCCACCGCGUAUAUCUCCUUUUGCGUUUGAAGAUGAAAUUACUGAAGGUAUGCGGACACAGAUAAUGUGCUCCAGUAGCCAAGGAGAUCAACCUUUUAAUAUAACUUGGUACAGAAACAAUGUGACAAUUCAGAGUAAUUCAGGCGUUCGAAUGGGCAAACAGCUAACCAUGGCGACUAAGCAAGGCGAAUUUCUACCUCCGGAUCCGUCGUUAACAAUCAAUCAUUAUACCCCAUUUUCCAGCAUAUUGUCCAUUCACAACGUCUCUUCGUGGCACAAUGGUAACUACACUUGCAGUGUGGCAAAUCACGCUGGCAUUGUUGAAUAUACCGCCGUUCUUUCGGUUUCGGUUCCUCCACGUUGGACUUUGAAACCUACUGAUCAAGAUGCAAUCCUGGGAAAUUCAGUGAUAGUAUCGUGUAAGGCUGAUGGAUUCCCCAUACCAACCAUUCAGUGGAAGCAGUCCAUAGGCGACUCAGGGGAUUAUCGUGAUCUUAGCUAUGCUAUAAACAAUGGAAACUCACAAUCAAAUAUUAUGGCGCAUUCGAAUGGAUCUCUCAUGAUAUCCAAGGUUGCUCGUGAGCAUGAGGGCAGCUAUUUGUGUCAAGCAACCAAUGGAAUAGGUGCGGGCCUAAGUACCUUGAUUAAGUUGACUGUUCAUGUUGGCCCUACAGUUACCGUAGCGAAAAAUCAGUUAUCGAUUCGACGUGGAGAACGCAUUACAUUGCGCUGCGAGGCAACUGGAGAUCAGCCCUUACAAAUAUCAUGGAGAUCGAAAGCAAAUCGUAUUGAUCCAUCCUAUGAUAUUCGUUAUCAUAUAAAGAACUCGCCCUUAGCUCGUGGUGUAUCGUCAGAGUUGACUAUUUUACAAACGGUCUUAACUGAUAGAGGGGAAUAUACUUGCAUAGCCAGCAACGCCUAUGGGCGUGAUCGAAGUGUUAUACAUGUUCAAGUUCAGGAACCUCCAAAUUUCCCAGUUAACUUGCAUGUCAGAGAUCUUGGAAGCCGAUCAGUAACAUUGGCGUGGUCUCCAAAUGACCAAGAUUCAAUAAUAUUGGGAGGAGGCGGUGGUAAUAACCGGGAUGCACAACCAAUAUCAAAUUAUAUUUUGCAAUACAAAAAAGCUGGAGAUGUUUGGCAUGAGCACAAUAAUCAAAAGCUGCUUCCCGGUGAUAGAACAACGGCUCAGCUAGGAUCUCUUCGACCGGCGCAAGUGUAUCAUAUAAGAUUGUUUGCAGAAAAUCAUCUAGGCACCAGUGCUCCAAGUGAUAUUUUAUUUGUGCAAACUGAUUCAGAAGUUCCGUCUGCCCCACCGCAAGAUGUGACUGUUGAGCCGCUGGGACCACAACAGUUACUGAUUACAUGGCGAGCACCUGUACGUGAUUCGUGGAAUGGAGAACUAUUAGGUUAUACAAUUUCAUACCAGAAGCAGGGAUCUCCAGAAAAUGAGAAAAAUCACACCAAGGUCGGAAGUUUGACUACAGAGGGCUUGAAUGAUUUCCGUUUGAUUGGAUUGGAGAAAUAUACUCAGUAUGGAAUUACUGUAUCAGCAUUUAAUAUAAAAGGGGACGGUCCCCCGAGUGAUGUGGUAUUAGGUCACACUUUAGAAGACGUUCCCUCAGCAUCUCCUCGGUCAGUAUCAUGCGUUGCGCUCACUGCCCAAAAUAUUCAAAUAUCGUGGCAGGCACCCCCAAAGAAACUAUGCCAUGGAGUUAUUCAAGGCUAUAAAUUGCUUUAUGAGCCAGGACUUUUAGAAAGUGAAUACAGCGUUCGGGAGACAAAGAUAACAUCGGCUCUUAGUACAGUGCUUCACGGAUUGCAACCGUUCACAAAUUAUAGUGUUCAAGUAUUAGCAUUUACUCGAGCUGGUGAAGGCAUUCCCAGUUCACCUGUAUCAUGCAUUACGGAGGAAGCAGUUCCUGAUGCGCCGGAGCUUGUCAAAGCUGCAGUGAACACAGAAUCUUCAGUGAUUAUUAGCUGGCUACCUCCUCGACGUCCCAAUGGAUUAAUUACUAAGUACAAUGUUUACAUACGAGUUCUUGAAAAGGGUCAGGAGCUGAAAAUCCUUAAAGAAGUUUUGCCAGCACAUAAUAGGCAUUUUGAAGCAAAAGACUUAAAUUUUCGAGAAACAUAUGAAGCUUGGGUCACAGCAUCAACAAGGGUGGGUCAGGGCCCAAGUACUCCAGUGAUUAAGCUAGUGCCCAGCACAACAAUACCAGCUGCAAUAAUAUCAUUUAGUCAAACUCUGUUCGUAAAUUGGAGGUCAGAUAUUAAGCUAGCAUGUGUUUUUGUGGGAAAUCCCAAGUCAAGUGCCGAAUGGAAAAUUCUCAAUAUUCGAUCCAAAAAGCAUUUUCCGCUCGAAGUUAACUCGGAGAAUACGUUAACACUACGUAAUAUCCAACGGUCGCAUGAAGGCAAUUAUUCAUGUAUUGUUAGAAAUCCAAUGGGCUCAGAUCAUAUUGUUUAUCAACUAUUUGUACAAGUUCCGCCUUCCGCUCCUAUUGUGUCCGUAAAUUCAGCUCACAAGAAUUCAGUAUCCAUUCAGUGGAGAGUCGACGAUAUUGGUGGUGCUCCAAUUAAAGGAUUUACUUUGACCUAUAGACGAGAGUCCGCCGAAUGGGAUGAGUUACAAAUUGAUCGCCGAAUUACUUCAUAUAUGAUUGAAAACCUUCAAUGCGGCACUAAAUAUCAAUUCACAAUGACUUGUUUCAAUAAAAUUGGCACCAGCGUAGCUAGUGCUAUCGUCUCAGCGCAGACAAAAGGAAAUAAGCCAAUAGCACCGCAAAGGAACAGCUUCAUACGUUCGAAUACAACAUCAGUUAUCCUAGAUUUGUCCUCUUGGCAAGACGGUGGAUGCCCAAUACUUUAUUUUAGUAUUGAAUUUAAACACUAUAAGACUUCUAGUGAAUGGAUUAUCGUUUCAAAUAAAAUUGAAACACAUAAUCGUUAUAGUAUUGGAGACCUAGAGCCAGGCACUGCUUAUCAGCUACGUGUUACGGCGAACAACAAUGCUGGAUCCACGACAAAGGAGUUUUAUUUUGAAACACAGAAUUUGCUUGGAUUAGCCGGUAGCUCGGAGUUUGAUGCGAUGCCCGAAGAACAAACUGUUUUCAGUGAUGUUCACUUUAUAGCUGUUAUCAUAACAUCAAUAUUUGGAACAAUUCUUGCAUUAAUAGGAGCUUUUAUCUGCUUUAGAAAUUAUCCUCAUACUUUGUUUACACGUAAUGUUGAUUCAUUAAGGCCACAAAGUAGUGCUACAGAUGGAAAGGAUAUUCAAAGUCAUGAACACUUUUAUGGUACAGUACGCAAAUCUUGCCAGCAAACCCCGAAUGAAGCGGUUGCUGGACUUGAGCGCAUACCCGAAUACUCAGAAGACAUAUAUCCUUACGCUACAUUUCAUUUACCAGAACAUGAAAACCAGUCCGGGAAUAUUCCUUUGAGCUACACAGGAAGUUCAUUAAAGUACGAUUCUCGCUGUGAGGAUGAAAAUACUUUAUGUAGCUCGGGGUCGAAAGGAAUGCGCCCUGUAUCAACGAAUAUAAGUGGAAUCAACUCAAAUGUCAAACUUCCUAAUAUGAUGACAGUUGAUGACAGCAACAAUAUAACUACAGAAAAACGAUCAAAGCGACGAUCGAAAAUUAUAAAGUCCGAGUCGGAGGAGUACGAUAGCUUAAAUAGUGAUAGUGACCUAAGUGGGGAGCGAGAACAAGUCCGUGAUGAAAAUCGUUCAAGCAACCGUGAAACUUCAAGUUUUAUUGAGGACGAAGGGACUACAGCACAUGGAAGAAAAAUCAGAAAUGACGACGGAAUUGGUAAAGAAAGGUCUUCUGUAUUUAGUAGACCUCAACUGCAUAGUAACGCCUUGGACAACGUACCCAUCAACUAUAGGUUCUUUGACCCGGGCACAAACCAACAACGCAAAUCAACGCACCAUUGUGAUUCCCAGCGGAAAGUUCUCACAAUUAAAUCUGCCAAAGCUGCAAUCCAAUGUCCAGAUAUGUCCAGAAGUGUACCCAGUUGUCAGCGACUCAAAAGUGCCGAUAGUGGUGUCAACUGCGGCACCCUUAAGCGCGAUUGUGGGGAAGCCAAGAUUAUUUCCCGACAAACUGUACAAUCGGACUCAUGCAAUGAAAAACUAAAGCUACGUGAGUCGGAUGAAUUCGGUUAUAGACAAAAAUUUGUUGAUACGAAUAAAGAGCUAUUUGCACCAAGUGAGGGUGACCAUUUUGACUUCUCAACUCAUCGGCGAAAUAUUUAUAGCAUUGAAUCUGUCUCAGAUUCAUUAGGAAUAACGAAUAGCUCACAUGAUUACAAUUGCAUGGAUACUUUAAGUAACACUGAAACAUUAGCUAUCGGUUCAACUAUGAGUGACCAUAAAUUUCAGAUGGAAAACACUGAGAGUCUAUCAAAGCCAAGCUUAACAAAAAUCACAAAAGCAGAGCAAUUAGAUUACAUUCUUACUGAAAAGCGUGUUAGUCCACCAUCUGCUUUUGUUGAUAGAGUUGGUUAAAUGUAAUUAGAUAAGAUUGAAUAUGAAUACUGCAUUUAUUAAACUAAAGUAAUUAGUAGAUCAAACUUUGCUCUCAACAGCAUAAUAGGUAAUUAAUACUAAAUGUAAAUACCUUAUAACAUAGUCUAAUUAUAGUAACAAAAUCAUUUUAAA